AUUUGUUCUUGAUUUCAACAACAUUCAAAUGUUUUUUCAGGUUUUGUCUAGCAACUUCAUUGAUUGGAAUUUGGUUUUCGGGUGGUGGGGAAAGUCGUCACCUUUUUUUGUGUGAUCAUGUCUUGGACAAGUGAGAGGUGAUGGUUUGUGAGUUUACUAGGGGCUUUCUUGUGUUAUUAUUAUUAUUUUGGUAUUUUGGGCUUUCUUGAGGUUACUCUAAGUAAAUUUCCUUAUUGUGGCUUUCAUAGACUUUGUAAUUUUUUUUUUUUCAUUUUUACAAUGAAUAGGUUUUUAUGUUAUUUUUGUUUGACUAGAACUUGAAAUGGAUUUAAUUGGACAGUGGCCUUUGGUUGAUUUAUGUCCUGCUAGUAGUUCUCCAUUCUUUCAUUUGUCAAAAAUCAAUUUAUUUGCUUGCUCAUGGAGAUUCUGCUUCCACUUUUAGAGAUAUCCACUUGUUCGUCAAGAAAUUGUAUCGCUUUUUAUGUGAUUUUUCUUUGGACAUGAACAUGAGAUGGAUUUGGUUGGACAGCAGAUUCUGGUUGAUCCGCAUCCUGCUAAUACUUCUGUAGAUUCCAUUUGCUCAAAUCUUGCUUUUUUACGGUGCUUCUGCUUCAAUAUUUAGAGAUAUCAACUUGUUGGUCAAGAUAUUGGGACUCUUUUGGUGUAAAUCACUUCAAUUUUUUUUUUUUUUGGUUCUUUACUUUUUUCUUUUUAUGACAGAAGUAAAUUAUAUUGUAUUUCUUUUGUUCCCCCUAAAUGAUCUCCUUUUUUCUGGAAAUAAAUGGUCUCUUUUUUGGCUUUGACUUAUUGCUAUGAGAUUAAUGGAGUGGUUGUAAAUACUGAAAAGAUUCAAAUUUAUAUGGAAAACCAUUGUAAUGGUUCCUUUUUGGUUGGGGUGAAGUGAAACUGUCAUUUCGCAUAUGAUGGUUUUACUUUUUUAGUUUGUAUGUUAUAGAAAUCAUUUUGUAGUGGUCAUGUCAUCAUUAUUUGUAGUUCAUGGUUCAUGAUCAAGAAAUGGACAUGGUCAUACUUUUAUUUGAUUAUAACUAAUAGAGUCGUGUAACCAUGUCCUAUGAUAAUGCAAAGUAAGUUUAGAGCCACUGAAUCAAAGAUUGUUGAAUUUCUUGAUAUAUGACGUUAACAAGCAUCUUGCUUUGUUUAUUCAGGUUGCUGAUAUUUAUAUAUAAAACAGCUGAUAAUCGGGAACUUUGGUCUCUGCUGCUAUGUCUUCAUCUUUUCCAGCUCUCCCUACUCCUUUCAAAGUGAGUUAUCCCAUGUUGUCUGGUCCUUUACAGGUUUCCUCAGGAAGGGAAGUGAUGAAAGCCUCUGUAUUACCAAAAGAAUCUCUGUUACCCUUACCCACUGAUGGAACCCCUGGGAAUUUGUUUCCAUCCCUUUCCAUAACCACCAAUGACAUGCAUGCCUCAGCUCUAGCACGUGAUCAACAUUCUCAAAAUCCUGCCUUCAUUUCUCAGUCUUCAAGGGAAUUAGCAUCUUUGCCACCAAUCGAUUCUUCAUUUUCAGAACAGCCCUCAGCUUUAAUUAAUCACCCACAGGAAAAUAAUGUUUCUUGGUGUUUAGAUCGGCUUCAAAACUUUCUUGAUUUGCCUGAAAAUGUUCCUGGUCCAAAUGAGCUGGUGGAAAGCAGCACUGGUGUCAUGGCGUCUAACGACCACAAUAAGAGAAUCAAUUGGCAGGAGUGGGCGGAUCAGCUGAUCUCUGUUGAUGAUGCUCUGGAUACAGACUGGAAUGAGAUUCUUGGUGAUACCAAUGUCUCAGAUCCCAAACUGAAGGUGCUGAAACCUUCCGGUGAUAUCUCAAAGCAACAGCCUCAGUUUCAUCAGAAUCAACCUGCAGCACAUGGAGAAUUUUCUAGCGAUGCUUACCCAUCGAUCACUGCUCCUCCAACCAAGCCCCGUAUGCGUUGGACACCAGAGCUUCAUGAGGCUUUUGUGGAAGCUGUUAAUCAGCUGGGUGGCAGUGAACGAGCUACUCCAAAAGGUGUCUUAAAGCUCAUUAAUGUUGAAGGCUUAACAAUCUAUCAUGUUAAAAGUCAUUUGCAGAAAUAUAGAACCGCCAGAUACAAGCCAGAAUCAUCAGAAGGAACGUCAGAGAAAAAAAUGACUUCAAUUGAAGAUAUGAAAUCCUUGGACUUGAAGACGAGUAUUGGAAUUACUGAAGCAUUGCGAUUGCAGAUUGAAGUUCAGAAGCAGCUCCAUGAACAACUCGAGAUUCAGAGAAAUUUGCAAUUGCGAAUUGAAGAACAAGGGAGGUAUCUGCAGAUGAUGUUUGAGAAACAAAAAAGAAUGGAGGAUGAAAAGAGUGGGGGGACUUCUUCUGCCCUAGAUGCCCCUCCUGCACCAUUACCAGGCUCAAUGUUCCCAUCUUGUACCGCUGAUAAAUCAGAAGUCUUAGAGCAAGUUCACACAAGAACUGGAAUUACUACUGGAAAUGCUAGCACUACAGAGGAAAAAAGUCCCCAGGAUGUAAGCAGGAAGCAAAAGGGAUCAGAAACAGAAACAACUGACCAUGUAGAGACAAAUGAGGAUGAGUCUGGUUCCCCACUCUCAAAACGAGCAAGAACAGAGAAAUAGCAGCAUUGUUGACUUAGCAUCUGACAAAUAAUCUUUCUAUAGCAUUGCUCCUGGAGAUGCUGUUGUAAGACAGAAACCAGGGGUUUUUGAAACAUUAGAUCUUAGAUCUAUCUUUACAUGACUCAAUGGGUGACUUAGAUAUGAUAUUCUUUUCAUUUUGAAAGAAUUAUAGGUUCUGCUCUUGAUUGUUGACCUUUCUAAUCUAAAACAUUUGCCUUGA
This is a messenger RNA of Durio zibethinus, 2814 nucleotides long. NCBI's taxonomy places the organism in Eukaryota, Viridiplantae, Streptophyta, Magnoliopsida, Malvales, Malvaceae. The record is from RefSeq and is a predicted model, not a curated record.